UAAUUUUUCAAAGCAAAAUGGCGAUAAAACAAUUCUUCAAAUAGAAAAGGCUCGGAUGAGUGACAGUAAACGUCUCAACUACGAAUGUGCUCACUCCUCUGCCACCAGCGGCUUCUCUCUUCCUGCAAAGACCUCACCUUUCUUGUCCAAAUUCAUGCUCGUAUAAUCACCUCCGGCUUUAGUUUCAACAUUUCCACCACAACCCAUCUCAUAAAUUUAUACUCUUCUUUCAAAAAAUGCAAUUUUUCUCGCACCCUUUUCGAUUCUACUCUAAAUCCACCUGUAAUCUUGUGGAAUUCAAUGAUCAGAGCUUAUAUCAGAACAAAUCAUCAUCAAGAAGCUCUGAAAAUGUACAGUUCAAUGUUGGAAGAAAAGGGUAUUCACCCGGAUAAGUAUACAUUCACUUUUGUGCUGAAAGCUUGCACUUUAAUGUUUGAUUUUGAAAAGGGUGUCAAGAUUCAUGAAGAGAUAGUGAAUAGGAAUCUUGAAAAUGACGUCUUUAUUGGGACUGGGAUUAUUGAUAUGUAUAGUAAAAUGGGUGAUUUGGAGAGUGCAAGGAAGGUGUUUGAUAAAAUGCCUGACAAGGAUGUUGUAGUAUGGAAUGCAAUGAUAUCUGGGGUUGCGCAGAGUGCAGAGCCGGUAAAGGCUGUUGAUCUUUUCAAGAAGAUGCAAUUUGUUUGUCGAAUUAAUCCUAGUUCGGUGACGUUAUUGAAUUUGUUUCCUGCAGUUUGUAAAUUAAUGGAUAUGAGGGUGUGUACGUGUAUACAUGGUUAUGUGUAUAGGAGAGGGUUUCCAGUUUCGGUUUCUAAUGCGUUGAUUGAUACGUACUCCAAAUGUAAUUAUCCUAGUGCUGCUCGCCGAGUUUUUAAUGAGUUAAGGGGGAAAGAUGAUGUUUCAUGGGGUACAAUGAUGGCAGGUUAUGCAUAUAAUGGGAAAUUUUAUGAGGUUUUGGAAUUGUUUGAUCGCAUGAAGAGGAUGGGCUUGAUGAUGAGCAAAGUAUCAGCUGUAAGUGCAUUGCUUAGUGCUGGUGAAAUGGGCGAUUUAGAGAGAGGGAUUGAAAUUCAUGAAUGUGCAAUGCAAGAAAUGAUUGAUUCUGAUGUUAUGAUUGCUACUUCUUUGAUGACAAUGUAUGCAAAGUGUGGAGUGAUAGACAAGGCUAGAGAUCUGUUUUGGGGAAUUAAGGGAAGAGAUUUGGUUGCUUGGUCCGCAGCAAUAUCUGCUUUCUCACAAUCAGGAUAUCCUCAAGAGGCGAUCUCUCUGUUUCGAGAUAUGCAAAAUGAGUAUUCACAGCCAAAUAAUGUUACUCUGGUGAGCGUGAUCCCAGCCUGUGGAGAGCUAAGGGCAGUGAGAUUAGGAAAGAGUGUCCACUGUCAUGCCAUCAAAGCCACUAUGGAUUCUGAUAUUUCAACGGGAACUGCCUUGGUUUCCAUGUAUGCUAAGUGCAACCUGUUUACUUCUGCACUCAAUAUUUUCAAUAAGAUGCCACUAACCGAGGUAGUGACAUGGAAUGCUCUAAUUAACGGGUAUGUCCAAAUUGGUGACUGCUAUAAUGCAUUAGAAAUGUUUUGCCAAUUAAGGUUAGCUGGAUUAUGCCCAGACCCGGGGACAAUGGUUGGUGUGCUUCCAGCUUGUGCCUUCCUUGGUGAUGUACGGUUGGGGACGUGCUUUCAUUGUCAAAUUAUCAGAUACGGGUUUGAGUCAGACUGCCAUGUGAAAAAUGCUCUAAUUGACUUGUAUGCCAAAUGUGGAAAUUUAUCUUCAGCUGAGUUCAUGUUCAACAAAACUGAGUUCUCUAAGGAUGAGGUGUCCUGGAACACAAUGAUUGCAGGAUACAUGCAUAAUGGACUUGCGAAGGAAGCCCUGUCCGCAUUCUAUUCCAUGAAAUUUGAAUCAUUUCAGCCCAAUGUGGCCACACUUGUGAGCAUCCUGCCUGCGGUGUCACAUUUGACAUACUUGAGAGAGGGCAUGUCUAUACAUGCCUACAUAAUCAAGAGUGGCUUUCUGUCCCAUAAGCCUGUAGGGAAUAGUCUUAUUGAUAUGUAUGCCAAAUGUGGUCAACUUGACCUAUCCGAGCAUAUAUUUGAGGAGAUGAAGAACACGGACAGUGUUUCUUGGAAUGCUUUACUUACAGCAUAUUCUAUGCACGGGGAAGGUGAUCGUGCUCUUUCUGUUUUCUCUCUAAUGGAAAAGAGAGACAUCGAAGUUGAUUCUAUAUCCUUUCUUAGUGUCUUGUCAGCCUGCAGACAUGCAGGCUUGGUUGAAGACGGAAGGAAAAUAUUCCACUGCAUGCGUGACAAAUAUCACAUCGAACCAGACGUGGAACACUAUGCCUGUCUGGUAGACUUGUUAGGACGUGCUGGCUUGUUUAGUGAAAUUAUGGAUCUACUUAAGACAAUGCCUAUGGAACCAGAUGGUGGAGUUUGGGGAGCCUUGUUGGAUGCAUCUAGAAUGCAUUCAAAUAUUGAGAUAGCAGAGGUUGCUUUGAAGCAUCUUGUCAAGAUUGAGCAAGGAAAUCCUGCUCAUUAUGUGGUAUUAUCAAGUUUAUAUUCUCAAUCUGGUAGGUGGAAUGAUGCCGUUCAUACUAGAGUAAAGAUGAAUGACAUUGGAUUGAGAAAGACUCCAGGCUAUAGUUGGGUUGAGGUGAAGUAGGGGGCAUGGAUUUUGUGUAAGUGCAAUAGAUAUUACUCUUUGUUGACUGAUCUGUGGGUGGCAAUCCAACUAGUAAAGAAUCUCCAUGAUUUUGCAGGGUACUUAUAUCUUCAAUAGCUGCAAAAUAUAAAUUCUAGGAUCUACAACUGAUCUUAUGGGUCCCUACAGUUGGGGAAAAACAGAACAUGCUUCAUAAAAAUUACUUCUUCCGUCCCAUUUUGUGUGAGAUUGUCUGACUGGGCAUGAAGUUUAAGUCAUCUCACUAUGGGUAAAAUGGAAGUUUAAAGUUAAUUUGUUUCUAAACAUAGAAGGUUUAGAAACAAAUACACCUUGGUUCCAUCGCCUACUAGUUGGAGCUGCCUGAUACACCCCAUUUUCCACAUUUCUUUGCUCAAGAAGUACAUAGGAAUGUCGGUCCAACAAGUUACCCCGCUGCAAUCACAUGGUGAUGGUCCUCAAGAAGAAGCUAAUCCCGCUGCAAUCACAUGAUGAUGGUCCUCAAGAAGAAGCUAACCCCGCUGCAAUCACAUGAUGAUGGUCCUCAAGAAGAAGCUAUGGACCUCGCAGACAAGGUUUUUAUUGGGGAAGGAGGUAAUAUUGUGAACACAUCAGCUGAGGAGUCCCAGUCAACUAAUACAGUCCUCUGCCAGAUCAUUAUUCCUUCAGAAGCUGAAAAUGUGAGGCACAACAAGGGAAUUAGGAGCAAGGGGAUGAAAGUUGAGACCAACAAUUUUUGGUUGUCCACUUAGUGUCCAGGCAGUGUUUUAGUCCGUCUAAAUUGGGAUUCACGCCAGAAAGUCUCACAUUGUAGUUAAAGACUUCCCUAACAAAGAUGACCCCAUAGUUUGAGCUCAAAUUCGAUAUCUCUGAUUAAGAAUGAAGGAAUACUUUUCAUUCCACCACGACACUCGUUGGUGGAUGAGACCAGCAUUAGCUAUAAAUAAGUAGUUUUACAAAUUCUGCAGCUUUGGCUUUUGAGUCGUGUAUUUCUGAAUUCUUCUCUGGUUCUCUCUCCCUUUCUAUGUCCCUCUCUAUUAGUGUCUGUAUUUGGGUGUAUAUAAAUUGAGUCUCUUCUUAUUGA
This is a messenger RNA of Solanum dulcamara, 3730 nucleotides long. Its product is annotated as pentatricopeptide repeat-containing protein At2g39620. The transcript has a single exon. Bases 85 to 2649 code for a protein of 854 amino acids. Gene Ontology annotation, molecular function: protein binding; RNA binding. NCBI's taxonomy places the organism in Eukaryota, Viridiplantae, Streptophyta, Magnoliopsida, Solanales, Solanaceae. Gene Ontology annotation, biological process: RNA modification. The record is from RefSeq and is a predicted model, not a curated record.